Messenger RNA from Selaginella moellendorffii, 1668 nucleotides. RefSeq lists its product as uncharacterized. The record is from RefSeq and is a predicted model, not a curated record. NCBI's taxonomy places the organism in Eukaryota, Viridiplantae, Streptophyta, Lycopodiopsida, Selaginellales, Selaginellaceae. The transcript has 7 exons. Gene Ontology annotation, cellular component: cytoplasm; nucleus. The coding region runs from base 140 to 1462 and encodes 440 amino acids. Gene Ontology annotation, molecular function: signaling receptor activity; abscisic acid binding; protein phosphatase inhibitor activity. Gene Ontology annotation, biological process: abscisic acid-activated signaling pathway; defense response.
CGAGACGUUUGUGGCAGUGCUACUACAAAGCAGUUGGCGGUGGAGAAGCUUGACUCCGCACAAAAAAAAAAUUCGCAGUUCCUUUCGCCGUCAGAAGUGUGAAUAAAUACGUGUAUCUUUGGAUCGGGAUUCUUGAGAAAUGGUAGCAAUGGAAUCUGUGCAGACUGUCGUGCAAGUGCCUCUCAAACGUCUAUGGGCAGCAAUGAAAGACAGCAGCGUGCUGCUGCCAAAGGUGAUGCCGGAGGUCUUCGCUACAGUCGAAAGCCUGGAGGGGGACGGGUCGGCAGGCAGCGUAAGGAUCCUCAACUUUGGACCAGCCGUGCCAAUGGUGAAGUUUAUCAAGGAGAGAGUGGAGUCCGUGGACGAGGCAAACUACACCACGGUCACCUCCGUCAUCGAUGGAGGAUUCAUCGGCAUCGUUUUCAGCCUGUACCGCGUCACAGUCUCGUAUGAACCGAGCGGCGAUGGCUCCAGCACGACCAUCACCUGGAGGCUCGAGUACGAGCCCCUUGUGGAGAGCCCGUCCUUGGAGGAGUCGAAGAUGGGAGCGCUGGGGACAUUCCACGCGAUCGAGGCAUACUUGCUGUCACACAAUGAGGAAUACAACAGUGGCGUGGAGGAGGCUCAGCUCGGCGAGACGACACAGCUCCACAGGGCUUGGAGGUUCGCGAAAAUGAAAGAAACUGUGAGUAAGGGGGUACGUUUGUUUUCGUUUUUUUUUUUCCAAGGAUUAGUUGAUACGCAUUCACAGAAAGAAAUCUCAGAUUCCUCCCCAAGAGAAGGCGGCAAUGAGAAACUCCAGCACGGGCGGAAUUCCUCUGGCAGCACAAGCGCAAGCGAGCGAUCUCCAGCCAUCAUGAAGAAAGAAGAAAAACCAAACAUUUUUAUUUCUGUGUUUUCGAUCUUCUUGCCGGUCUCUCUUUCGACCGGCGACGUUGGUUUUCUCUGGUUUCUUUUGCUAGCAGCAGCAGCAGCAGCAGCUAUGGUGACCACGACCUUUGAGGAUGUUGAGCUCAAUGCCAGCUCCGACCGCCUGUGGAACGCGCUCAAAGAUAGCAGCAACUUGUUCCCAAAGAUCAUCCCGGACAAGAUCAAGAGCAUCGAGCUGCUGGAAGGAACCGGCGGCACCGGAAGCGUCCGGCUCUUGACAUUCGGACCCGCUGCAGCGGCGGUCUUCGGAGCUCCAUACGUGAAAGAAAAGGUGGAGUUCGUGGACGAGGAGUCCAAGACCAUGACGGUGUCGGCGCUCGAGGGUGGUGCCAUCGGCCAGCACUUCACGUCCUUCAAGAGGACCGCGGCGUUCAAGCCAGGCAAGGACGACACCACCACUCUCCUCAGCAUCAGCGUCGACUACGAGCCCAUCGGCGAGCCACCGCUGGAGCAGAUCAAGUCGAGCCUCGUCGACCUCCUCAAGGCAGAGGAGGCUUUCCUCCAGGCCAAUGCGGACGCCUACACCGUCUAGCCGAAGUAAGUCCCAAGUCCCCAGAGUCACCACAGUCACCAGAGAGUGUGUUUUGUUUUGUAAAAAUUGGCCUUGGCCACUUUUCCUUUCCCAUCUUCUUCGGCUUCUUUAUUGAAGCAAAGAGAAGCGAUGCUGUUGUCCACUUACUCCACCCUGCUGUUGUUCUCGUUUUUCUCUUGGUUUAAAUGCGAUAUAAGUUUUGAGAA